AGUUCUACCCAUUGUGACAACUCUUGUCUCACAAGUCACCAUCCCUACCUACCAUCUGGGAUGAAGCUGUAGGGAGCCUCGCCUAGAAAAGGGAACCCCUCCAUGGACUCCUCACCCCUUCAAAAACACAAGGGAGCUUCUAGAAACCAAGGCUUAUUGACAGGUCCAGAAAGGGGCACAUCAGUAAGUGGUCCUGCUGCUAUGGCCACUGGAGCAAAGGAUCAUCGACAAAGCCAUACCCAGACCCAGCUCCAGGUGCCCAACCGUCUGAUCCAUGAGAAGUCACCUUACCUACUACAACAUGCCUACAACCCUGUGGACUGGUUCCCAUGGGGACAAGAAGCUUUUGAUAAAGCCAAGAAUGAAAACAAACCAAUUUUUCUUUCAGUUGGCUAUUCAACUUGUCACUGGUGUCAUGUGAUGGAGGAGGAAUCAUUUCGGAAUAAGGAGAUCGGACAUAUACUCAGCGAGGACUUUGUGAGUGUGAAGGUAGAUCGAGAAGAGCGUCCUGAUGUGGACAAAGUAUACAUGACCUUUGUGCAGGCCACCAGUAGUGGUGGGGGCUGGCCCAUGAAUGUGUGGCUGACACCUGACCUCCAACCAUUUGUGGGGGGGACAUAUUUCCCUCCCGAGGAUGGAUUAACACGUGUUGGUUUCCGAACUGUCCUCCUGAGGAUCCGUGAUCAGUGGAAACAAAACAAGGCAAUGCUAUUAGAAAACAGUCAACGGGUCACCGCCUCCCUGUUGGCCAGGUCUGAGAUCACUGUGGGAGACCGAGAGCUCCCUCCCUCUGCCUUAGUAACCAGCCAACGAUGUUUCCAGCAACUAGAAGAGGUCUAUGAUGAAGAGCAUGGCGGUUUUGCAGAGGCCCCCAAAUUCCCCACACCUGUGAUCUUAGGCUUCCUGUUCUCUUAUUGGGUCACUCAUCGAAUGACCUCUGAUGGUUUUCGAGCCCAGCAAAUGGCCAUACACUCACUGAAGAUGAUGGCAAAUGGAGGCAUCCGAGACCAUGUGGGACAGGGUUUUCACCGCUACUCCACUGACCGUCAGUGGCACAUCCCUCACUUUGAGAAGAUGCUCUAUGACCAGGCCCAGCUGGCAGUAGCCUACACACAAGCCUUCCAGAUCACAGGAGAUGAAUUAUUUUCUGAUGUUGCCAAAGGCAUCCUACAGUAUGUGAGCCAGAACUUGAGCCAUCCGUCUGGAGGCUUCUACAGUGCAGAAGAUGCAGAUUCUGUGCCUGAGGGGGAAGUGAAGCCCAAGGAAGGAGCCUAUUACCUGUGGACAGUGAAUGAAAUCAAAGACCUACUUCCAGAGCCUGUAGAAGGCACCACUGAGCCAUUGACUCUUGGUCAACUCUUCAUGAAGCAUUAUGGGGUUACAGAGACAGGCAACAUUGGAGGCACCCAGGACCCCCAUGGAGAGCUGCAGGGCCAGAAUGUGCUGACGGUGAGAUACUCAAUGGAUCUCACCGCUGCUCGCUUUGGCCUGGAAGCAGAGACUGUGCGGAAUCUGCUAGAUACUGGACGCGAGAAGCUCAAACAGAUCCGAAAACGUCGAUCUCAUCCCCGAUUGGACAUCAAGAUGCUUGCUGCCUGGAAUGGAUUAAUGGUAUCUGGCUUUGCAGUAGCAGGGGCUGUGCUGGGCAAAGAGGAGCUGAUCAACCAGGCCAUUGAUGGGGCCAAGUUUUUGAAGAGGCACCUCUUUGAUGUCAGUAGUGGACGACUUCUUCGGGGGUGCUACGCAGCCAUUGGGGGAACUGUGGAGCAGAGUCCCUCACAGUUCUGGGGCUUUCUAGAAGACUACGCUUUUGUGAUCCGAGGUUUGUUGGACUUAUAUGAAGCCUCCAGGGAAUCUGCAUGGAUGGAAUGGGCACUGAGGUUGCAGGAAAUACAGGAUAGGCUCUUCUGGGACAGCCAAGGAGGAGGCUAUUUCUGCAGUGAGGCCGAACUAGGAGGCAACCUUCCUCUUCGGCUCAAAGAUGAUCAGGAUGGCUCAGAGCCCAGUGCUAACUCGGUGUCUGCCCACAACCUACUGCGGAUUCACAGUUACACUGGCCGAAGGAACUGGAUGGACAAGUGUGUCAAGCUGCUAACUGCCUUCUCUGAUCGGCUUCGGAGGGUCCCUGUGGCACUGCCAGAGAUGGUCCGGGCUUUGAGUAUGCAGCAGCAGACAAUGAAGCAGAUUGUCAUCUGUGGGAACCCCCAGAGUCAAGACACCAAGGCUUUGAUCGACUGUGUCCACUCAAUCUAUAUGUCCAACAAAGUGCUAAUCCUCUAUGAUGGAGAGCCUUCCAGCUUCCUUGCCCGACAGUUACCGUUCCUCACCAGGCUUCAAAAGGUAGAGAACCAAGCCACAGCUUACGUAUGUGAAAAUGAGGCUUAUUCCUUGCCUGUCACAGAACCUGCUGAACUUCGAAAACUGUUGCUCCUAUGAAUGACUGAUCUUUGAUCGUGGGCCCUUGGGGCUCUGGGAGGGGUCUUUGAACAUCCAAUCUAUAGAUGAACCCAGAAGGAGGGGGCAAUCAAAAGUGAGGCACUGACUCAACAGGAGCCCUGCAUCAAUCUAUUAACCCAUGGUGACCUCACAGCGUCAUGGGUGAUUCUCCUUCCUGAUUCCUACCUAUCCUACUGACCCUAAGGUGACCCCAUGGACUCCAUGGAAUAAACCCCUGGGCCCCAACAGUUUUUUGCAGUGACCUUGGAGUCAACUUCGGGAACUCCUCUUGUGGGAAGAGGAGGAGGGAGGGGGUAUUUUAGAAUCCUAGUCCCUGCCCCUGAGAGUGCAGGAAGAUUCCAGGUCCAUUGACCCACCAUCCCAACCCAUGGGGGUGAACCACUUGAGUUUACAUUCCACACAUUUACACUCCACACACUCACUCAUCUACUCACCCUAAUGCUUCUUCUUCCUCUUAAGAUCCACCUCCUUUAGUUAUCCACGCAGCCAUUCAUCAAGUCACAAAAUAUCAAGGUGGAAAGGGACCCCAGAGGUCAUAGGAUUUAGAACUAGAAGGGACCUAGUUCAUCCAAGCCUUCCAUUGAUAUGGAAUUCCCUAAGUUCUUGAGAUAUAGCCUAUUCCAUUUGGGAACAACUCUGACUACUAGGAGGUUUUUCCUUCUGUCAAGCAGAGAUCUCUGCCCUCCAAUAACUCCUUAGUUCUGACCUCUAAAGCCACCUAAAACAAGACUAGAGCCUCUUCCAUU
This is a messenger RNA of Phascolarctos cinereus (koala), 3203 nucleotides long. RefSeq names its product spermatogenesis associated 20 (gene SPATA20). The record is from RefSeq and is a predicted model, not a curated record. Gene Ontology annotation, biological process: carbohydrate metabolic process. Lineage: Eukaryota; Metazoa; Chordata; Mammalia; Diprotodontia; Phascolarctidae.